Solanum tuberosum (potato) is the source of this 1529-nucleotide messenger RNA. RefSeq lists its product as uncharacterized. The transcript is spliced from 3 exons. The record is from RefSeq and is a predicted model, not a curated record. The coding region runs from base 190 to 708 and encodes 172 amino acids. Lineage: Eukaryota; Viridiplantae; Streptophyta; Magnoliopsida; Solanales; Solanaceae.
UAUCAUAUACAACAUUAAGUAUUAGGUUUCUUGCAUCCAUUCCUUUAUUCAGAUUCUCACGUUGGACUCCAUUUUUUUUGCUGCUUUCAUGCAUUCUCUAUGUUUGUAUAUAAGGGUAUCCCCUGUUUUUCCAUGAAGAUUAUCAGCCAUCUCUAAUCUGAAAUUAAUUAAUCAACGAGAUUAUCAAAGAUGGCUAAAAACAUUGGCAUUCUUGUUUGUCUUCUUCUUGUGAUUUUGGAUGUUGCUGCUGGUAUACUAGGUAUUCAAGCUGAGGUAGAACAAAAUAAGGUUCAAGACUUAAAGGUGUGGAUCUUUGAAUGUAGAGAUCCAAGCUAUGAAGCUUUUAAGCUAGGAUUGGCUGCAACAGUACUUUUGGUUCUGGCACAAGUUAUUUCUAAUCUGCUUGCUGGUUGUAUUUGCGUCCAGUCCAAGGAAGAGCUGGAUAAGGCCUCUUCUAACAAGCAACUUGCUUUUGCUUCAUUUGUAUUCCAAUGGAUCAUUAUGGCCAUUGCAUUCUCAUUGCUGGUAGCUGGAACAUUGUCAAACGGGAAGGCAAGAAGAUCUUGUGGCAUAUCACACCAUCGUUUCUUGUCAAUAGGAGGGAUAUUGUGCUUUAUCCAUGGACUUUUCUCAGUUUCCUACUACAUCUCUGCUACAGCCACCAUCCAGGAAGAUAAGAAGCUGAAUCAACAAGGAGGUCAUGCAUGAAUACAAAAAAAAAAAUUACUCUCUUCCAAUAUAUGCAGCCUUUGCUAACAGAAUUAGAUCAACUCAGUGCUCUAUACGAGAGAAAUGAAAGAAAAAUAUGUAUGGAGAACUCAUCAUAACCGAGUCCCAUAUCUCCCUUUUAAAAAUUCCUAAUAUUUCAUGUAACAUUUCUUGAAUUUUAUGUUAUUUGUAACUUUUUCUCGACUCUAAUGUAAUUUUAUGUUCAUAAUAUGUCAUAGGCAAACAGUAAUGUGAGUUGCGUUGUUUUCCCAAAAGAAGAAAGAAUGUAUUAAAGCAUUGCUGGUCUGACUCCUACUUUUACUAGUUCAGUAUUCAAUGUAUUUUUUGCAACUACUUUGGGGUCUAAUUGCAAUAUGAUUUCACCGCUUCUUUUCCUAUUAGCAUCCUUGCUGUUACUCAUCUAUCCCUCUGCAUACUAAUACUCUGCUUAACAUUCAAGUACUUAAAUUUGAGUCUGCAGUAAGGCUAUGUACAUUUGUGAAGUUCGGUUUAAACCAAUCCAUUUGUUCAUGUUUCUCUGGUGUUGCAAGCCGGAAGGACUUAAGACAGAAGACGUAGUGAAACUUCAUAACUGAGGUAGAUUUUUUAUGGGAAGCAAAUUAAAGAUUAGUGUAACAUUGAGUAAUGUGGAAUGGUGCAACCAUGUUUAUUGUUUCCAGGCCUCAAUCAAGUGAAAUUCCCAAUCAGAUGCAGCGCUUAGUUGUUUCAGAUUUUAAACAUUCUUCCAAAAUCAUUCUUCACAAUUGAUUCAAGAAGUAUUCGUUAACUUACAGGAAGUAAUAACAUAGUACAGAAAAGAU